ACGACGAACGAUUUCAACUUUCAAACCAAAAACGACCGCCAUAAGUGAAGGAGGCAUUUGCAAACCACGGCAAAACGGGAAAAGCACACCUUCGUAAUCGUCAAAGGAAAGAAAAUUUCGGUUUUUUCGGUCGAGUUCGCAGUGUUUGUGGAUUCGUGAUCGUACAGGAAGAUUCCUCCGGAUCCGCGGUGGAAGGAAUAGCAGUGAUUUGUCCGUUUUUCCCAGCGUUGUGAGGAGAAAAUUUGUGGUUUUUGCGGACUCCGAAAGUGGGGCCCGGUGUCGACAUCAUUGUGAAAAAAUGUUCUCCACCAAGAAGGAUAUUGAUCGACACGUAAAAACAUCGCUUGCAAAACUGCCGGAGCAUGAGAAAUUUCUUCGCGGUUUGGCUAUAGCACGGCAGUAUUUCAAACUUGGUGAGUACGCGAGUGCCGAGCACUGGCUCUCCUGUUUCCUGACGGUGCAAGAAGACAGCGCUCCCGGGCACAAACUACUCGGCCAGUGCUACGAGAAGCAGAAGAAGAUUGACAGAGCGAUCACCUCGUAUCAACGAUCGCUCCAGCUGGAUUCCAAGCAAACCGGAUUGAUUACCGAAGUCUGUAAACUCCUGCUAUCGGAUGAUAACUUCAGUAAAAAUCUAUCGAAAGCCAAACACUGGUGCGAUCUGGCGGAAACCGAACGUAUCAACCAUGAAGCCGUACUGAACCUUAAGCUUAAGGUGGCGAACAAGGAUGUGGCCACCGACAAUAAACUGGUCAAGGAGAUAAUUCUCAAAGAAAUCGUUGCCCGUCCUUUGGAUCCGGGCCUUAGAAUACGUCUCGUCAAACACUUUGUCGAUGAGAAAAAGUUGGACGAUGCCUUCAAAUACUGCUAUGAUAUUGAAAUGAAGUUUACCGAAACGUUUCAACAGUCGAUCGAAUGGGCCAACGCUAUCUCUUCCAUGUUGACCAAGUACGUAGAAGUAAACGCAAACACUUACCAAUCCAAUUGGAGCUAUUGGCUUCUUUCUACUCUGACUCUUGAUCGUCAAAUUUAUCUCAACCUGUUGGCCGAUUCGUCGCUUCAAGCCAUCAAACAAAACAAUCUAAAAGAAAUAGCCACCCUCAUAUUCGAACUAGAUCAAAAUCUUAGAAAAUUUUCCGACAAAGGACGUAACGCAUGUCCACAGAAACAACUCGCUGAUGAAUUCAUUCGUCACUACCGGGGCCAGCUGUUACUCCACUCGUCCUCCCUACUCUUCAAGCACGAGAAACAGGGCAGCGGAAAAGCACGCGACGUUACGGCCAAAUGUUUGCCGUUGCUGUUCCUAGCAUACCAGUGUGGCGUUCCGGAUUCGGAUGAACCAUGGCUGAAGCACACCAAUGACACCACUCGGCAGCUGAUGGGCUACUGGAACAAGCAGGCCGCGUUCCGGUGCUGCCAGGCCGGCGGAACCAUUUUGUCGUGCAUAGACGAAAGUGUUGAUGCCUCGGUGAUUGCUCAGAUCCAGAGUGUGACGGAAAGCAAGAUUUGGAACACGGCGGAAGAGCUGGUUAACCAGGUUCGUCAGUUUUGCUCCGAUGUCAGUUGGAAGAAGAGCGUGUUCCGCACGUUGUACAGCAAUAACGGCGAUCAGGUGUCCAAGAUGUCGUCUUCCUACUUCAUGCAAAGUGGAUCCAUCGGGGAGCCUCAGUAUGUGCUUCCCAAGCGAGAGCACAUGCAAAUGUAUCUGGAGAUUGCCCAAUACCUGUUUCCGUCUUCGUUGGCCUACCAGGUCUAUUUGGGCCUCGGAGUGGAAGAUCUGUCCGAACUUAAGUGUAAAUCGUUCAACGGACUCAACUUCUCCACCAACAAUUUGGACAACUGUAGCGUGGAAACGCUGAACCAGCUGGAUGUGGACUCAUUCCUCUAUUGUUCAAUUUUGGUUGCCAGAAGUUGCAUGGAGAGCGAAAAGAAAUACCAAGACAAAAUCGACACGGGGAAACCUUUGAUCCUGCCUGCACCUAACAUGAUGCCAACACUUUGUGAGGAGAAUAAGGUCGACUGGUGGAACGCUGCUUGUGCGGUUUUCAAGAACACCAAAAUGGAAAACUUAUCGUCUAACAAACAGCUGCUUCAGCAUGGCAUUCAGGCAGUGCGAGGAACGGGAACUCCAAUUACGGACGUUAUUGUCCUGUUGAAGCUGGGAAAGAUUCUGGCGAAGAGAGUGAAUUCCACCAUGCUACCGGAAGAACGUCGUCAGUUGGAGCUAAGAACGGAAUGUGUUUAUAAGGCGGGGGUGUUAUUGUGGAAAAUGCGUAAUGAAGCGUCGUUUAGCAGCACGAACAUCUUCUUCAAGUACGGAAUUGACUCGUUUGAUUGCAGUCAAGAGGCAGUUAAGCUUGCUGAAGAUGCUCUUACCUAUCUGGCCGGUGUCUACUUCAAGCAUGGGCGAUACGAGGAGUUCACGCAUGAUUUUGGCGGAAUACCACUACCUUUUGCGGCUUAUUUCAGGGCUGAAGCGUUCAAGAAAUUGGACGAAUCGAGUAAAACUCCGCUGAAGACCAAGAAGUUUUAUAGUGAAAGGGCACGAGAUUGUAUGAAGCAAACGCAAAAGUAUCUAGAGCUUCCCUACAUUGAGAAAAGUCAUCCGUUGCACUUUGUGGUUCACAGUGAAAUGAAACGCUUGCAGUUCAAUGAGUCUAUGGAUGGAAGCUUGAACACGUCUUUGAAUGGCUUUGGAGCCGCUGGCGGCGUUGACGAUAGCGAUCACUUCCAAUCGUUCAGCUCUUCGACCAAUACUGGAUUGAACAGAUCGGAACGUGAGGCAGCGAACAAUUUCACGGUUAAGACCAAUGAGCUGGAAAAUCUGAUUCGCAAGAUGAUGGAAACUCUGAAUAUUGUAAAGGAAGACGUGUUGAACAUCAGGAACGAUGUGGGUGAUAUGCAGGAGCGACUUGUUAAAAUUGAAGAGAACAUCUAUAAAAAGCCAACAGAAGAUGAAGCAACCAGAGCAGCAUCUGUGCUGAAUGAUUUGUACAUUUUGGAUGAACUUCAAAACCCUUCAUACGGAAAUCAAUCGGCCUAUAAUCAACAGAUGCAACAAUUGACUCCUAAUCUGGCCCAAUCACACAAUCGUUUGCCUCCAACACAUCCUGCAGCCGCAGCUGCUGCAGCAGCAGUCGCUAUGCAGCAAUCAAAUGCUGCCUAUCAACAGUUUUACAACACUUCGUAUCCAAUGUACAUGCAACAGUACGCUCAACAAGGAAGAGCACAAAUGGGGGCAGCAAUCGCUUCCCCAAUGCACACUUAUCCCGACAAUAAUCUGCUCGUUCAAGCAUCACCGGCCGCUUACUACCAACAGCAACCAACUCUCCCACCUGUUGCAUUGCCUACCCAACAGCAACAAAUUCCAGUCGUCACUCCUAAAGGUACAUCCCUGAUUGAGCAAGCUCUUCAAACACCAACUCUUCUCAACACCUGGAAUUCCACCUACAAUUCUACUAUUCCAGCAGUUUCAAUGGCUCCUCCAACUCCUUCCGGUCCAACUCCGUUGGAGAAAGCAGCACCCGUCAACGUUGUGAUAACCAACUCCGAUCCUUUGCCAACUAACAUCUCUGUGGGAACAACUCAACCAACCUACAGCGUAACGAUUCCACCGCAGCACAUCAAGCACAGCGUAGUUAGCAAUACUCCAUCCGUUGCUUCCAUCGUUCCUCCAUCUGCACCGGCUUCGGGUAUUGAAAAUAUCUCUCCGGUUGAACAACAGCCGAUUAACACCAAAUUCCCAAUUCCAGCUCCGAAGGCCACUCUGCCUACAAUUACGCCUGGAAUGUUCAGUCAAAGCAUCAUCGCUUCAGCAACGACCACCACUGCGGAAGCUGAGGACAACGAAGACGACGAUGAUGAUACCGCCAAUGUGUCCGGAGAGUACGAUCCUCGACCGGACUUCAAACCUAUCAUCGCACUUCCCGACGAAAUUGAGGUGAAAACCGGCGAAGAAGACGAAGAGCAGAUAUUCUGCGGGCGGUCCAAACUGCUGCGCAUGGUCGACAGGGAAUGGAAGGAGCGAGGUCUAGGCGAUUUGAAGAUCCUCAAGAGCAAAACUGAUCCGACCAAGUACCGGAUUGUUAUGAGGCGGGAUCAGGUUCACAAGAUUGCCGCCAAUCAUUCUAUUUCGCCGGAGCUGAUCAUCAAACCGAUGGAGAAGAACAACAAAUGCUACACCUGGGCUGCAAUGGACUUUGCCGAUGAGGAACCCAAGAAGGAGACGUUCUGCGCUCGUUUUGCUAGCGCCGAACUGGCCAAAGAAUUCUACGACAAGUUCAACGAGGCUAAGAACGAAAUCAUCAAACUGAAGAAACAAAAGGAGGCUUCAUCGACCUUCGCGUUCAGUACUCCCAAGCCCGAUACCACUUCAACCCCUGUCUCGAAGCCAGCGUUCUCAGCCGUACCAUCGACUAAACCCAUUUUCGGCGCAGCCGCAAGCUCUACCACACCUGCAACGACUUCAUCAAGCACUUCAACGCCCUUCCAAGGCUUCACAUUCGCUAACAGCUUUGCACCGAAAGCCCCGGCAGCAACCGUCGAGGAAAAACCAAAAGAACCGACCAAACCAAGUCCAUUUGCUUCGUUUAGUUUCGGUGCUAAUGCACCGAAUGUGACCACCACUCCCUCAACGAUCCCCGCCAAUUUGUCAACCGGGCAGAAAUCGUUCACCGACAUCUUCAGUAGCCUGAACAAGCUCGCUACUCCUCCUUCGGUUACGUCCACUCCUAUCACCGCAGUCAAAACCCCAGAGCAACAGCCCUCGAAUGCAUCCGUCAGUGAAGACGUGGUGGAAGAAUUCGUUCCUACCGCGGACUUCAAGCCGGUCAUACCCCUGCCCGAACUGGUGGAGAUAAAAACCGGCGAGGAAGGUUUCGAUUGCGUUUUCGAGCACCGGGCGAAAAUCUUACGCAUGGAUAAGGAAGCCAAGGAAUGGAAGGAACGCGGAAUCGGCAACAUUCGCGUCCUGGUCAAGAGAGACGAUAACAAUACUGCGCGACUGCUGAUGCGACGAGAACAGGUGCUGAAACUGUGCUGCAAUCAACUGAUCACCAAGGAUUUGAAGUUCGCUCCAAACGAAAAGAACAAUUCUCUGACCUGGAUCGGGCACGACUAUUCCGAAAAUGAAUUGGUCGUCGGAACGUUUGCCAUUCGGUUCAAAACGGCUGACAUCUGUAACGAUUUCCACAACAUCAUCAAGAAGGUUCAAGCUGCCAUGGGAGACAAACCGCAGAAAGAGGAUAAGAAAGAAGACAAGAAACCUGAACAGAAAGGCUUCGGAGACAAGUUCAAACCUAAGGCCGGGUCGUGGACUUGCGAGUCCUGUUAUGUGACCAACAAAGCCGAUGAUGUGUACUGCAUGGCUUGCAACAGUCCUAAGGAUUCCACAGUUCCGAAAAAGGAAACCAACCUGCUGGACAGUUUGUCGAAAACAACAAGCAAGUUCACGUUCGGCGUCCAGCCAGCGGCGGAAGCACCUAAAUUCAGUUUUGGUGUCCCUGCAACAUCUGCCACUGCUCCUGCCCCUGCCAAGAUCGCUGAAGCACCCAAAAAAGAUCAACCUGCUUCAUCAGGCUUCGGCGAUCAGUUCAAACCGAAGGCCGGGUCUUGGUCUUGUUCUGGAUGCUACAUCAACAACAAAGCCGACGAUCUGUACUGCUUGGCUUGUGAUACCCCGAAAGAUUCUACAGUUCCUAAAAAAGAGAACAAAGGAGUCCUCAGCGCUGGCGGAGAUGCCCCGAAGUUCACAUUCGCUUCCGGUGGUGGUUUCUCGUUUGGAACCCCAGCUGCAACGUCCACUACUUCCUCGGUUAGCAGCACCAGCAGCGUUGUGACGACAACAGCCACCACAGGAGGCUUCAGUUUCGGAUCGACUCCCGGAUCUGGAUUUUCGUUCGGAACACCCCUCUCCAAACCCUCAGCAACAUCAACAACGGUCCCCGAAGAAGUUCCCGCUGCUACCGUAACAUCCACAACCACCACAACGAGCAGUUUCAAGUUUGAACUCCCCAAGCCGACAAUGUCUUUUGGGCCCUCGCCCACCAAACCAACGGCGGUGGAUACGACCCCCAGGUUGGCAGCGCCGGAAAAACCUACCUUUGAGUUUGUUUUCAAACCCAAAUCGCCCGGGAAACCGAAGAGUCCCGGGCGUACGCUAAGCACCGGCUCCGCCAACGAUGACGGCGAGUGCGAGGGCGAGGUUGAGGAAUGUGCCGAGGAAGAGAACAACACCUACUUCACGCCUGUGAUUCCACUUCCGGACAAGGUUGAUGUUAAGACCGGCGAAGAAGAUGAGGAUGUGCUGUAUUCGCACAGGGCUAAAUUGUUCCGCUUUGUGGACAAGGAGUGGAAAGAACGAGGCAUCGGUGAUGUUAAAAUUUUGAGGCACAAAACGAAUGGAAAGCUGAGAGUGGUUAUGCGUCGUGAUCAGGUGUUGAAGAUUUGUUUGAACCAUGCGUUGGACGAAGAUAUUCAGUACCAGAAGAAGGACGAUAAAUCGUGGCAUUUCAUAGCGAACGAUUUCUCAGAAGGUGUAUUCGAGUUGAUGCACUUCUCGUUGCGUUUCAAAAAUGCCGAAAUUGCGAACGACUUCAAGAGUGCCGUCGACAGAGCUCUUUCGGGUGAGGCAACGAAGAUCGACUCGCCAGUGAGCAGCAAGUCCGACACUGCAUUCAACGCAACUCUGGAUUCUACCAUUUCGACGCCGAUGAGCAAUCUGAACUUCUCGCAACUGAGCGAUAUUUCGCUGAAUGACAAGGAACUUCUUGACAAGUACAAACUGCCGGCAAACUUCUUCGAUAGUCCCAAACAACCGUGUCCCGGUUGUCGGGGUUGUGAUCCGGACAGCUUCGUUUUCCCAACGUAUGACCUUACUGUGAACAAAGAUCUCCUGGACGAGAAACCACUGCCGAUGAAUGUGAACGACGUGAAGCAGUUACCUAUUACGAGAAAAAUUACACGGUCACCGAAAAAAGUAAGUUUUUCCGAAUCCGGUGAAAGCCAGAAAGUGAAUAACCUGUUCGGAUCGAUAUCGACGGCAACAUCCACCGGCAAAACUGAGAGCAAGUCAUCGCCUUUCUCCAUCAGUAGUUUUGUGACGGCUGAAAAACAAUCGUCUGCAGCAACGAUAUUCGGAGCCGCAGCGAAACCAGCGGCGGUGGAACAGUCCACUCCAAAAUCAAUUUUCGGAGGUUUUGCCUCCGGAGCUAGCUCAGGCACGCCCAGUACCGGAUCAAUUUUCUCAUCUUCCCUCAACACAACUCCCAAAUCCGCACUUCUACCAUCGCAAGCAGACAAAUCCAAGUCUCCGGUGUUACAACCUUCGGUAUUCGGUAGUGCAGCCCCCGGAGGAUCCGCUUUGAAUAAAUCGGCCGAAGGUGUUCAACUUUUCGGUUCCAGUUUUGGACAGAACACCUCCAGCACAAAUAUCUUCGGAGGAACGCCUACCUCGACAACGAAGUCGGAAACUUCCACUACCACUACCCCUGUCAGCAGUAGUAUAACGACAACUCCUGCAUUUGGGUCAACCGGAAGUGGCAACAUAUUUGGUGGAUUUGGAAAUACUACCUCAACGCCCACUUUCACUGGAUCACUUUCCACAAGCACAAAUGUUAUCAGUGGAUUUAGCUUUGCCGAUGCUGCUAAAGGAUUUGACAAAAAAUCCAGUACUGCUGAGCCUGAUCUCCUGAAAAAGAUGGAAACGGGCGUUAGUUUUGCAUCGCUGGCCACUGGGACAUCAGGAAACUUUUUGACCAAACAGAGUGCACCGAACAGUGGAUUCGUAGGUUUGACCGUGAAGGAAGAUAUCUUUACCAGAAUGGCCAACAAGAGUAAAAACGACAGCACCGGAGAGAAUGACGAUAAAGAGGAAGCGGCCGGGGGUGACGAGAAUUACGAUCCGCACUAUGAACCCAUUAUUCAGUUACCAGACGAAAUCGAGGUAAGAACAGGCGAAGAGGACGAGACAAAGCUGUUCGGCGAUAGGGCGAAGCUGUACCGAUUCGAUGCGGACACGAAGGAAUGGAAAGAACGAGGUGUCGGUGAGCUGAAAAUAUUGUACCAUCCUGCCCGGAACAGCUAUCGGAUGCUGAUGAGACGAGAGCAAAUUUUCAAACUUGUUCUAAACCACGCAAUCUCCAGCGACCUGCAAGUGACGCCGAUGAACAACUCAGGCAAGGCAUUCAUCUGGGGUGCCAUGAAUCAUGCUGAAGAGGGACCUCAGCUGGAGAAACUGGCAGCACGAUUCAAGAACGAGGACAUUGCCAGCACCUUCAGGACCGUGCUGGAGCAAUGCCAGGAAAAGCUCCGCCAAAAGCCAGACCUUGAACCAGACCAGGACUAAUACAACGCCUCUGCUGGACGUGAGUAACCAUCAAAAGAAAAGUAGUUAUUAUAUUUAUGUGUAUAAUUAUUAUAUAAUUGGUAAUGAGUUAAACCGUGCUCGUCACAUUUUAUGUACAUUUUUUAAGAUUCUUUCGAUAAAGCCCUUCCAAACUCGUUUUUCCGUUGACUUUUGGCAAGGUUGUUGCAUGUCAGAUCGAAUUAUGAAACCUUUUUGCCCGCAGAAGGCACACAUCUCGCUAACUAGAAAUGGAAGCCUUUCAUGGGAUCACGUUGUAAACGUUUAGAUUAAGACCUUACAGUAAUCUUACAG
This is a messenger RNA of Aedes aegypti (yellow fever mosquito), 8656 nucleotides long. RefSeq names its product E3 SUMO-protein ligase RanBP2 (gene Nup358). The transcript is spliced from 7 exons. The coding region runs from base 299 to 8344 and encodes 2681 amino acids. Gene Ontology annotation, biological process: nucleocytoplasmic transport. Lineage: Eukaryota; Metazoa; Arthropoda; Insecta; Diptera; Culicidae. The record is from RefSeq and is a predicted model, not a curated record. Gene Ontology annotation, molecular function: protein binding; GTPase activator activity. Gene Ontology annotation, cellular component: cytoplasm; nuclear pore.